Molecule: messenger RNA, 4241 nt
Organism: Asterias rubens (European starfish)
Lineage: Eukaryota; Metazoa; Echinodermata; Asteroidea; Forcipulatida; Asteriidae
Product: probable ATP-dependent RNA helicase DDX10
Exons: 16
Coding region: 12-2846 (944 amino acids)
Biological process (GO): rRNA processing
Cellular component (GO): nucleus
Molecular function (GO): ATP binding; RNA helicase activity; nucleic acid binding
Source: RefSeq, a predicted model, not a curated record
UGGCGCAGCGCAUGGGUGGCAGGAAUUUGCAACAACGUGGGCACAAACCGAAGAAGUUCCACCAUACAAGUGACAACGCUCGUCAUAAACUUGAAGUGAAACGUUGGAAACUUGAGGAGGAAGAGGGGAAACGUUUGAUAUCCCAAUAUGAAAGUAUCAAUCCAGAUGCCAUCACUCGUUUUGAUGACUUGCCAUUGUCGGUAAAAACAAAGGCAGGAUUAAAGACAGCAAACUACACAACACCCACAGAGAUACAACGUGCCACCAUAGCUUUGGCUCUUCAAGGACAUGAUAUUCUUGGAGCAGCAAAAACGGGAUCAGGCAAAACACUGGCUUUCUUGAUUCCAGUCUUAGAAUGCUUGUACAGAAACCGCUGGAGUAAAGUGGAUGGCUUGGGUGCCCUUAUCAUCUCUCCAACUCGUGAGCUUGCUUAUCAGACAUUUGAGGUACUCAGCAAGGUUGGCAAGAAGCAUGAUUUCUCUGCUGCACUCAUCAUUGGAGGCAAGGAUGUGAAGAGUGAGAUGGAAAGAAUUACCCGUACUAAUGUAGUAGUGUGUACCCCUGGUAGAUUUCUGCAGCACCUCGAUCAGACUGUGAGCCUGGAGUGUUCCAAUCUACAGUUACUGGUUCUGGAUGAGGCUGAUCGCAUCUUAGAUCUUGGUUUUGAGAAGACCAUGAAUGCCAUCUUGGACAAUCUGCCAACAGAGAGACAAACCAUGCUGUUUUCUGCCACUCAGACCAAAUCUGUUCGUGACUUGGCCAGGUGUAGCCUGAAGGACCCAAAGUACAUCGCUGUUCAUCAACAUCAUGAGUACAGCACACCCACACAGCUAGAACAGAGCUACAUAGUUUGUGAACUGGAGCAGAAAAUGGACCUUCUGUAUUCAUUCAUUCGUAACCACACCAAGCACAAGAUCCUUGUCUUCAUGGCUAGCUGUAAACAGGUGAAAUACACAUUUGAAGUAUUCUGUGCUCUUCAUCCUGGCGUCACUGUAAUGGCUCUGUAUGGAACAUUACAUCAGCUGAGGAGGGUAGCUAUUUACAAUGAGUUCUGUAAUCUACAACAUGCUGUACUCUUUGCUACAGAUAUAGCUGCAAGAGGAUUAGAUUUCCCAUCGGUGAAUUGGGUUGUGCAAGUAGACUGCCCUGAGGAUGCCAGUACAUACAUCCAUCGAGUCGGUCGGACAGCAAGAUACGAACAAGGAGGAGAGUCUCUAUUGAUCCUUCUACCUUCAGAGGAAGAAGAGAUGAGCAAACAGCUCGCAGAAAGAAAAAUACCCAUUCAGAAAAUCAAUGUGAAUCCAAAUCGUAAGCUGAGCAUACAGGGAAAGCUACAGUCUCAGUGUGCAGAAAGCAAUGACCUCAAACAAUCUGCCCAACGUUGCUUCAUUAACUACAUCAAGUCAGUCUACCUCAUGAAAAACAAGAAAGUGUUUGAUGUCUCCAAACUUCCACUGGAAAAGUAUUCAUUUUCCUUGGGUCUUGCCAUCCCACCAAGAGUUCGGUUCCUCCAGCGAGCUGCCAAGAGGAAAGAAGAACAAGGCAUGCAGAAACAGAAAAAGAAGGAUCUACGAGAGCUAGAAGAUGGGCAAAUCCCUUUGGAAUCGUCUGCAAAAACAGUUCUGAAGCAGCAAAGGAGAGGUUUAGAUCUGGCAAUGGAAGAGGAGCUGGAGGACGCUGGAGAUGACGCUCUUGACAGCAUUGUUGCAAAACUCAAGUCAACGGUACCUCAGAGAAUGAAGGGCGGAGCUAAUCUUACUGUGAUGUCAAGAAAAGAGGAGGAAGAAGGAGAUAUGGACGCAAUCGUGGCAAAGCUCAAGUCAACUGCUUCUCAAAGGAUGAAGGGUGGGGCUAAAAGAGAUGAGACAGAGAAGCAAAGACUGCUAGAUGAGGAGGAGGAUCAGGAGUCAACAACCAUCUCAAAAUCAAGGACUUCUAAACAAUCUCAAAGUGAAGAAGAAGAAUCCAGCUCUGAUGAGGAUUCUGAGGAUGUUUCUCAGGAGAAUGAGAACCUUGCAGGUUUCCAAGAAGAGGUGGAUCAAGAUGAGGAAGAGAAUUUCCUUGUAGUCAAGAAGAAAGAUGUGUUUGGCAUUAAACUGGAGAAACCGAAACAAAGAGAUCCUGCAGACGAAACUAUAGAGGGCGCUAAGAAACAAGCCAAACCCAAAAAGCUGAGUAAAGUAGCCGAGGCCAAGAAAUUACAUCGGAUGAAAAUAGCUGUCAACACCAAGAAAGUGUUUGAUGAGGAAGGAGAGAUAACCAAGCAGUGGCCGCCACUCCCUAACACCAGCGACUCAACAGAGGGUGGUAUUGACAUUGAGAAAGCCAAGGAAUGGAUGCGUGAGGAGGACCAGCUUGAUAAGCAAGUGUACCGAGAACGCAUCAGGGCUAAGCAUAAGGCGGAAAGACUGAAAGCCAAAGAAGAAAAAAGAAAAUUUUCCAGACCCAGAAAACAAGCAGACUCGGAUGAUAAUGAGGACGCAGGUGCCACUCUUGACCUUGGCAAUGACUUUGAGGCCUUUGACCCCGACACAUUACCUGACCCUGAUAAAUAUGCAAAUGAGGAGACCGACACAGACGAGGACGAAGAAGAAGAUGUUAAGAAACCAGUGAGGAAACUUAAGAAGAAGAAGACAAAGAAGGAAGAAACCACACCAGAGACCGCAUCAGCGAAGAGGAAAGCAAAGCCUGAAAAAGAGGGGAAAAACAGCAGCAAAAAGAAAAGGAAGACGCAGAAAGGGAAGGAAGAUGCUGGCAUGAAUGACAAGGAGGAGUUUGAUACUGGAUUGACGUUGCAGGAUGAUGAAGCCCUGGCCAUGCAUAUAUUAGCAAGUAGUCAAUUCUAGGAAUAGAGUAACACUUUGGCUGUAUUCAAAAUGUACUGGCUGCAGCUGUAGAUUGACAAUUCACUUAGGACAGUCCAACAUCAGAAACCAUAAUCAGAGAUGAGAAAUUUAGUUUUGGGAAAUUAGGUUUGGGAAAAAGUCAGUUAUUUUCUUCAGAUAUAAAGAUAUCAACAUGUCUAGCACCGUGGAUACUGUUCCCAGAAGGUCCUUGAAGUCAACAGCUCCAGGGAUUUACCAAAAGAUGGAAAUGCCAUCAUUUCAAUACCUCCUAAAAUUUAAAUCCUAUUUUCAGACCGUUUUGUCAACAAUGGGUCUCAACCCUACAUGAGGGACAGUUCAGCAUUCAUCAAGUCAAGCACCAUGUGGAAGCUCGAACCUAGCAUUGGAUAUCUGCAUUUGGUCAAUCUUUGAUCUGAUAUUUGUGCACAACUAGAUCAUAUUAUUGUCUUAUUUUACAGGCUAGGUUUAUCAUUUCUUACAAAGUAAAUGCAAUUUGACCUGGAGUUCUUCAAGCUCACUUGGUUUCUCAAUCAGUUUGAAGGAAUAAGUUCCUUAAAAAAAUACAAAUCGCUAAAAUUUUUACUCUACAAGGCAAGAUCAUACAUUCAGUUUAGAUCGCUACAGGCAUGAUGCUCUUCUUACUCAAGUCUGCUUUCCAACAUUUAGGCCCUCAGACUAAUCAGCAACAUUGUUAUUAAAUAGCCUCAACAUUCUAAGAAAGCCAGUAUCAUGUGUACAAGUAGGUCAGCCCUAGUACUCAAAGCCUGAUUGAAGAAAUUAGCAGAGUGGAAAAGGCUCUUCAAAGACCUGAAGAAUUUUAUUCUCUGAACUAAUCCAAGGCGAAAUCCUUGAAACUAGUUACAGAAUUAUGUUUACAGCAACAGUUUUAGUUUCCUUUUAAAUUGCCUGUCCUUGAAUGUACUGGUUAUAAAUUGCAGUGGUAUCAUUGCAUUUGCAAAUAAUAUGAAGCCAUAAAAUAACUCCAUGUGACCCUGCAAAGACAUUCCUUUAGCUUUGUUAAAGGUUUAUCCAUAAACCACUCCGACGCAAUUGAAACCUACCUACUACAUGGCAGGAUAUAGGAAGAGGAUUUUUAUCUUGACAAAAAACAUGUGGGCCCAAUUCUAUUGAGCUGCUUAAGCACAAAAAAAAAAAUACCCACACAAAAAUCGUGCUCACCAAAAUAAGGUUACUUGCCAAAAUUCAUUGUCACAUGUGUUUCAUCUGUGACUGGUUUCCUGGUUUUUCUAGCUAAGCAGAAAAUGUUGAGUAAUAAUAUUUUGUGCUUGUAAAAUGCAACUGAGCUCUAUCAAAUUAGGCUGGUUGCUGAUAUUUAUGUAAACUCCCUUUGAACAAGUUACUGCAAUUAAACCCCCAAAACUUUGAACAAGUUUA